Capsicum annuum is the source of this 1763-nucleotide messenger RNA. Its product is annotated as probable polyamine transporter At3g13620. The transcript has a single exon. Bases 214 to 1629 code for a protein of 471 amino acids. NCBI's taxonomy places the organism in Eukaryota, Viridiplantae, Streptophyta, Magnoliopsida, Solanales, Solanaceae. Gene Ontology annotation, biological process: transmembrane transport. The record is from RefSeq and is a predicted model, not a curated record. Gene Ontology annotation, cellular component: membrane. Gene Ontology annotation, molecular function: transmembrane transporter activity.
AUAUAAAGAAGGGUCGUCUAAGAUGCCCCUAGCUCAUCGGGCCAAAAAUAUUUUUGAUGGCAACUUUUCAGCUGAAAUUUAUCUUUAUUUUUAACAAACCAGUUAAAAUUAAAUAAUUGGAUAUUUAUUAAUCACAUUGCCUCACUGUUACAAAACCCUACUUUUUGUAAUAUUCCAUUGUAUUGAGAAAUCUAGCGAAAGAGAAGCAGCAGAAUGACAGAGGAGAGGCAAGCGUCGGUUUCCAGGAUGACGGAAAACUCGGAACAACUGCCAAUGAACACCACCACGAAAAGUGCAAAGAAGAGCAAAAAACUCAGCCUUAUCCCUCUCAUCUUCCUCAUCUACUUUGAAGUUGCUGGUGGCCCUUAUGGUGAAGAGCCUGCAGUGCAAUCUGCUGGCCCUCUCCUUGCUAUUCUUGGGUUUCUAGUAUUCCCUUUUAUUUGGAGUGUUCCAGAAGCGAUGAUCACUGCUGAAUUAUCCACCACUUUCCCUGGUAAUGGCGGUUUUAUUGUAUGGGCUGAUAGAGCUUUUGGACCCUUUUGGGGUUCAUUAAUGGGUACCUGGAAAUUCUUGAGCGGUGUCAUCAACAUUGCAUCUUUUCCUGUUCUUUGUAUUAGUUAUAUGGAGAAGCUUUUCCCAAUCUUCUCUUCUGGUCUUCCUAGAUACUUGGCUAUUUUGUUUUCUACAUUAUUGCUCUCUUUUUUGAACUACACUGGUCUGGCAAUUGUGGGUUACGUGGCCGUUGCUCUUGGCGUUGUUUCACUUGCACCGUUUAUUAUAAUGUCAGGCAUUGCUAUUCCCAAGAUUCGACCUCAUAGAUGGAUCAGUUUAGGGCAAAAGGGUGUGAAAAGAGAUUGGAAUUUGUACUUCAAUACCCUCUUUUGGAAUCUCAACUUUUGGGAUAAUGUGAGUACUUUGGUAGGGGAAGUUGAGAACCCAAAAAAGAAUUUCCCUAGAGCGCUUUUUUCAGCAGUUAUUUUAACUUGUUUGGCAUAUAUAAUCCCACUCUUGGCCGUUGUUGGAUCUGUAUCAGUGGAUCAAAGAGAAUGGGAAACAGGGUUUAUGGCCAACGCCGCAGAGAUGAUUUCAGGUAAAUGGUUGAAAAUUUGGAUUGAAAUUGGAGCUGUACUGUCAGCAAUUGGGCUAUUUGAGGCACAGUUAAGCAGCUGCUCUUUUCAGCUUUUGGGUAUGGCUGACUUAGCCUUUCUGCCCAAAUUCUUUGGUUUGAGGUCAAAAUGGUUCGACACACCAUGGGUAGGGAUACUAUUGGCAACUGCAUUUUCACUAGGUAUGUCCUACAUGAACUUCACAGUUAUAAUUUCUUCUGCUAAUUUCUUGUAUAGUUUAGGUAUGUUGUUGGAAUUUGCAUCUUUUAUUUGGUUGAGAAGGAAGUUUCCUUUGAUCAAAAGGCCAUAUAGAGUGCCAAUGAAGCUUCCAAGUUUGGUGAUCAUGUGCUUGAUUCCUUGUGUCUUUUUGGUGUUUGUAAUGGUUAUUGCAACCAAGGUUGUGCUUUACAUCAGUGCAUUGAUGACUGUGGGAGGAAUUGUAUGGUACUUCUUUAUCAAGUUAUGUAAAUCCAAAAAGUGGCUUAAAUUCAAUGAUUAUGUGGAAGAACCACUAGUGGAAUGACUGGUGAUUGCAGUAGAAAGGAAGUUUCGUUUCGUUUCUUUUCUUUUCUUUUGGUAAUAAUUGUCCCAAGGAAGUUACCUUGGGGAGAACCUUUCAUUAUAUAUCGAAAGACCAACUACAUGUCUUUUAUUUGA